AUGGACCCGUUCGUCCAUUACGCGACACGUGAGCUGCCCCUAGCAGCCAAGAGACCUGCUCUGGGGCACGACAUAUACUGCAGCGGGCAGGACUGGUCCUGGACCGGUUAUCGAGGAUUCAGUCCGCAUGGCCCUGCAGCCCUCCGCAUCCGUGGGGCCCGGCACCAGACCUCUCCUUCUCUCCGAGCGGGACAGGAUGUCUUGCCGAGGCUGGAUAGAUAUUAUGCCAAUGCGGCACAGGUCGUCACAUUGGCUAUCAACAUGACUUUCAUCACGGGGGCCCUGGAUAGGGCGCUCUCCUCUGGCCAGGCGCUCAGUGGAGACCUCCCGUCACAGGCGAGGACCACCUCGGCGGCGUUCCUGCGCAUGUGCCAGACGCUAGCCGUGGAUGGUGGCCAGGACACCGAGGAUUCAGUCCGCAUGGCCCUGCAGCCCUCCGCAUUCGUGUGGCCCGACACCAGACCUCUCCUUCCCUCCGAGCGAGACAGGAUGUCUUGGCGAUGCCGGAUAGAUGUUAUGCCAUUGCAGCACAGGCCCUCGCAUUGA
Molecule: messenger RNA, 546 nt
Organism: Knipowitschia caucasica
Lineage: Eukaryota; Metazoa; Chordata; Actinopteri; Gobiiformes; Gobiidae
Source: the annotation of a GenBank genome assembly